Molecule: messenger RNA, 1979 nt
Organism: Vigna umbellata (rice bean)
Lineage: Eukaryota; Viridiplantae; Streptophyta; Magnoliopsida; Fabales; Fabaceae
Gene: AMSH3
Product: associated molecule with the SH3 domain of STAM 3
Biological process (GO): protein K48-linked deubiquitination; protein K63-linked deubiquitination
Cellular component (GO): endosome; membrane
Molecular function (GO): protein binding; metal-dependent deubiquitinase activity; K63-linked deubiquitinase activity
Source: RefSeq, a predicted model, not a curated record
UGUGAUGUUGUGUUUGUUACCUCAUUAUGUCGUGUGUAACGUUGGGACCUAAAAGAGAAGAGUAGUCGAACCUAGUCCUUCUCUCGUGUUGGAAAUUCCCUGUUUAAUCUAACGACUUCACUCACACGAUACGCUCUUUGAUCCUUCCUUCCUUCCUUCUUUGCAAGAGAGAGAGUUUGGUUCAUCGCCUGCAAGAAGCGUGUGGCACUGGCAUUCCUUCCCGGAGAAGAUGACCAUCGACUUAGAUUCCAUCGCUCGCAAAAUCGACGUUGAUAAUUUCAUUCCCCUCCGCCACUACUAUCGGAUUGCCGAUAACCUCCUCAAGCAGGCAAGUAUCUACAGGGAGGAGAAUAACGUAGUUGACUUGUACAUUAUACUCGUUAGAUUUUUAAGUUUGGUUUCUGAAACUAUACCGUAUCAUCGAGAUUAUCAUGCUUCGCUGCCCAAUGAAAGAGCAGCUUAUAAUAAGAGAUCACGACCUGUAUUGGAUGAGCUUGAAUCUUUGAAGCCCGAGUUUAAACGCCGGGUGGAAAAAUUAAAAUACUUGCAUGGAAAAGCUUCAUUGCCCAAGGAAAAUGGCUUUAAUAAGGCUUUACAGAGUUCUGUAAAUUCAUCUUUGGAGUGGCCGGUUGUCAAUAAAAGUAAUAACUUGAGUGUGGAUUUUAAACAGCCUUCUGGUUUCGGUUCACACUCUUCAUGGAAUUAUAAUAGUAUGUCAUCAUCAGAUUCCAUGCCUAUUGAUAAGCAGUUUCAGAAACUAUCUCUUAGUCUACCUGCUCCAAAUAAGGAGACUUUGUCCAGACACUCAUUUUUAGGACCAAAUGGCCUUCGGGGCCAAUGGCUUGGACCUAGUGCAGAAAUAAAGGUUCAAUAUCCAAGCAGUGAUCUCGCACACAUGAUUGAUUCAAGCCUGAAUCCAACUGGGCUGUAUGACAUUGUGGCAAUUAAAGAUGUCGAUCAAGGACCAGCUACAUCCACCAUGGACGCAGUUCUCUCCUUGGAUGAUGGAAGAUGGUUGCAUCCUUCUGUUGAGUCUGGUUCUUCUGUCGUAACAGAAUCAAGGGAAGACCCCUUACAAUCGCUCAACAUCAAGCAACCUUUGCCACCUCCUGUUCUUGCACAGGUGCACCCACAAUGUGCCCAUAUUCCUCCUUCAAAAGUUGCAGAUCCAAGACCGGGACCUGCUAAAUCUUCUCAUGAUUCUGAACUUGGUCCAACAACAUAUCAACACCUACAUAUUCCUGUCAAAAUGAUGCAAGAUUUUUUGAGAUUAGCUUCACAGAACACACGGAAGAACUUAGAGACGUGUGGUGUUCUUGCAGGGUCCUUGAAAAACAGGGUAUUUCAUAUCACGACACUUAUAAUCCCAAAGCAGGAAUCGACCUCAGACUCGUGUUCAACUUUGAACGAAGAAGAAAUAUUUGAAGUUCAAGACAGCUUAUCACUCUUUCCUUUAGGUUGGAUACAUACACAUCCAUCACAAACUUGUUUCAUGUCUUCAGUGGAUCUACACACUCAUUACUCAUACCAGAUCAUGUUACCAGAGGCAAUUGCUAUUGUCAUGGCCCCUACAGAUACUACUAGUCCACAUGGCAUAUUUCAUCUAUCUGAUCCAGGUGGUGUUUCUGUAAUUCGUAACUGUCAACAACGUGGAUUUCAUCCCCACGAAGAGCCUUCGGAUGGAAGUCCAAUAUAUGAGCAUUGCUCUCAUGUCUAUAUGAACGCUAACUUGAGGUUCGAUGUUGUUGACCUUCGAGAGCGAUGAUUGAUUGAGAGUGAUGAAUGUCUGUAGACAGGUUACAAGAAUGGUGAUUUACUGGAUCUUUUCUAUCAGAUCGCAAUGGUAUGGGUGGAUUCUUUUGUAUUUAUGAAUUGAGAAGAAAAUUAUUAAUCGCCAAUCCCUCCAUUUUGUAUUAUAUCUGUGAACUUGUGUAUAUGUUACUUUAUACCAGGUGAAGGAAAUUAGAAAUGUAACUAAA